AGGAAAGAAGCCUCCCUUGUCAUGCUGGCAUCACCUUGCAACCAGACAUCAGAUAAUUCUUUCAUCCUUGUGGGCAUCCCAGGACUGGAGGGGGCACACCUCUGGCUGGCAGCUCCAUUGAGUUUUAUGUAUGCUGUGGCCCUUGUAGGGAACACUCUGAUUCUGACUGUGAUCUGGGUCGACUCUACUCUGCACGAGCCCAUGUACUACUUCCUUUGCAUUCUGGCAGUUGUUGACAUCAUCAUGGCAACCUCUGUAGCUCCCAAGAUGUUGAGCAUCUUCUGGUCAGGUGAUGGUGCCAUCACAUUCACCGCCUGCUUUGCUCAGAUGUACGUGGUCCAUGCAGCCACAGCUGCUGAGACAGGCCUGUUGCUAGGCAUGGCUUUUGAUCGCUAUGUGGCCAUAUGCAAACCCUUGCACUAUCAAACCAUCCUCACACCCAAGAUGAUGCAGGGGAUCAGUCUGGCUAUCAUAAUGAGAGCUAUUCUGUUCAUGACUCCACUAAGCUGGAUGAUGAUUCAGCUGCCAUUCUAUGGCUCCCACAUGGUCCCCCAUUCCUACUGUGAGCAUAUGGCUGUGGCCAAAUUGGCAUGUGCUGAUUAUAUGCCCAGCAGCCUUUAUAGCCUGAUUGGUUCCUCUAUCAUUGUAGGUUCUGAUGUGUCCUUUAUUGCCACCUCCUAUAGCUUGAUUCUGCAGGCAGUGUUUAGACUUUCUUCCAGGGAUGCCCGACUUAAGGCUCUCAGCACAUGUGGCUCCCAUGUAGGAGUCAUGGUGCUUUACUAUCUUCCUGGUAUGGUAUCCCACUAUGUGGAGUGGUUUGGGCAGGGUGUAGUACCUCUGCACAUGCAGGUGCUACUUGCUGAUUUUUAUUUGGUCAUUCCACCCACCUUGAACCCAAUUAUCUAUGGCCUGAGGACCAAGCAGAUUCUAGAGCAAGUGUUAGGUGUGCUAGGGAACUGUUGAUGCACUGUGUCAAGGCUCAAAUUGGAGAAACCAUGUAUGAGGGCUUAAUUAUUAGAGGUUUUAAAACCAGUAUGGGCAUGGGGACUAGACUUGUGAGUUUUUUAUAAAGAACUUGAAGGAAACUUUCAUUGUGAAUACAAGUUGGUACCAUUUCUGAAACUUGAAGUCUUAUAAGGUUUCAUAAAAAUGCUGAGAGGUUAGGUGACUUGCCUCAGAGUUACAUAGCUGGUAUGUGUCAGUGGCAGACCUUAAAUCCAUCUCUCCCUGGCUUCAAGGUCAGCUCCU
This is a messenger RNA of Phascolarctos cinereus (koala), 1248 nucleotides long. RefSeq names its product olfactory receptor 52I1-like. Lineage: Eukaryota; Metazoa; Chordata; Mammalia; Diprotodontia; Phascolarctidae. Gene Ontology annotation, molecular function: olfactory receptor activity; G protein-coupled receptor activity. The record is from RefSeq and is a predicted model, not a curated record. Gene Ontology annotation, biological process: G protein-coupled receptor signaling pathway. Gene Ontology annotation, cellular component: plasma membrane.